AUUUAGAAGGCGACGUCUCUAGCGCGCGAAACAUCACAAUUUAAUAGCUGAGCUCAGCUUAAUGUUUGUGAGCAUAUAUCGCUGACGUUGCUUGAGGGACAUCAUUUCAUCAUAACCUCAAGGUUUUUGAGUUCCAUCCAUUGAAACGGCGAUACGAAAAUUGCCUUUAUUUAGUCAAGCCACCGCGAAGACUCCGUAGAUUGCCGGCGGUCAAAUAAAAUCAGUCAUGGAUGAACCAGCAGUAGCCGAACCUCUCCUCGCCGCAGAAGAUGGCAAAACUAAUCCUAGCGAUUUUGAGGUAAAGAUUUGUCCCGAUGAAUGCGAAACGAAUGGUGAAAUAUCCGCGAACGACACCGAUGAUGCUAAAGAUGGCGCCGAUGACAGGUUAGAAUUUGCAAAAGCACGGUGAUGCUUUGUAUAAAAGGUCUUUUGGCACGUGUAGUUUGCCUCGAGUGUUUUGUAAACAGUGGUAGGAGGAAUCUGCGCCCUUAUUUUCGAUUCACGCGUGCAGAAAAGAACUGAUAAAUUUAUGAGGGUAAUGUACAUGAAUUUCUUGUAUUUUAUAUAUAUCAAAUAUUCCCAGCAUACGAGUAUAUCCGUUGCAUUGCCCCAAUGCGCGAAAAUAUUUAGCUAUUUUUAUUGUUGACAAACCUAAAAAAAAUACUGACGGAUAAAUGCGACGGCUAUUGCCAUCAUAUUUCAUAUCAAGGAAAGCUAAGAACAGUUACUUUAGCUUUUAAUAUUCCAUGGAAUGUUAAAUGCUGAAGUCUCUUACAAAGUAUAUUCGCUCGUGGUUCAUGUUUUAGAAGUGACACGUGCUUUUGUUGCGACCGUGUGUUUUAGUAUUUGCAAUUUCAAGAGGACAUGAUUUUUGUAACGUUAAGCAAGUGUUCCUGUUUUUGCGAGCUAAAUUUGGAUAGGCAUCUUCGAUAUCUGAAGUCUACUGAACCACCUUCGAACGAAGAAGAACGAACGAGAGUUGUUUUUAGUGACUUCAUUGCAUUGCGUGAUUUUUACCUUAUCAUGAAAUAUUUAAAAAAGAUCACUUUCCGAUGACGUGACAGGUUAAUAAUCUUUCGUUGUAACUAAAAUUAGUUACCCGUCAUGCAAAUUAUUUGCAUCACACGGGUACAUCCGUUGCAUUACCCUAAUGCACGCAAAUUUUUAGCUAUUUUUAUUGUUGAUAAACCUAAAAAGCAAUACUGACGAAAAAAUGCGACGGCCAUGCCACCGUGUUCCAAGUGAAUCCGUCCUUUCAUAUCAAAGAAAGCUAAGAAUUAAAAUGCUGAAGUCUCUUACAAAAUAUAUUCGCUCGUGGUUCAUGUUAAGCGGCAUGUGCUGUUGUUGUGACCGUGUGUUUAAGUAUUUGCAAUUUCAAGAGGGCAUAAUUUUUGGAUGUUAUAGAAAGCGUCCCAGUUUUUGCGAGCUAAAUUUGGAUAGGCAUCUUGAAUAUCCGAAGUCUUUUGAAACACCUUCGAACAAAGAUGCCAUCUAGUGAAGUUCCUCCUCCUUUGCUUUAAUUCGUGUAAAAAGUAAAACACAAUCUUCAACUUGCAAACACAGAAGUAUCUUCUGGAAAUGUCUACAUGAUACAGAAUUGCUGUACUCUUUUUUUAUUGUAGUUCAUGUUUUCAACUGCAUGCUGUACUCUGAACGUAUGUAAUCCAAUAAUUAAACUCUAUCGUAAUCACUUCAAAAACACAACAAUUUGCUUUAAUUGAAAAGAAGCUAUUUGGUCCAUAACGAAGAAGAAAGAAAACAAGGAAACAAGAAAGAAAAGCUAACAGAAGCAUUACAAAUGACGGUGGAAAUGACAAGAGGGUCGAAUUAUAACUUGAACCCACGAGACUGCACACAAACAAAGUCACUGCCGAAACUGCGAAGCAGCUCUAAAUGAAAAACCUACCAACUCUCCGCAAUGAUCCUUUGUUCGUCGUUCAAUUUAACAUUUCAUAGUUUCAAAGACAAGGGCAAUUUUGCUGUUUACGAUAAAGAUUGUGGAAAUUUUUGAACUCCACGCAAGCAUGCCAGGCAGUAAUUAUGCGAAUGUUUGGACAAUAAACCGAUCAGAAUCACUACCCGGUUUUCGCUAAGCGACGUUAACGGACGGCGUUAAACGGCCGGUUUAUUUAGACGUUGCUCAGAAGAGAAAACGAUUCGAAGUAAUCUCUGAAAUUCAGGCUACUUUGAUUCGUCUUUUUAUGCUCUGUUGAGGUGUGGAGGACGGUAACAGCUGGCUGGGUGCUUCUUUCUUAUCAGGGGUGUGGAAGACGGUGGAUGUGUGGUUCUCUUCUGAUAAAGUGAGAAGGUUGGUGGAGGCUGGACUGCAUCUCCUUGUACAUGUUCGAAGACUGUGUAAACACGGCGUUUAUGGUUUGUUCAGGCAUGCGGUUGGGUCGAGGCCUGGUUGCUUCCCUCCGUUUGGGUCCCGUGCGGGCAUGCUGUUGGCUAGAGGCCUGGUUCCAUCGCCCUGUUGGGGUGCUUCGUGCACUGAAGGCCUGGUUGCAAAUUAGUUUUCCGCCUUAAAAUCUUCUCAACUCGUCCGCGUAGCUGACAUGUUCCGUUUUCCAAGUUAGUUUCCUCUAUUGGGUAAGGCCCCAGCCACUUAUCUUGGAUUUUGUGACCUUGCUUUGUCUUUUCUGAAGCAUGUUGCGUCGCAGCUCAACAUCUCCCUUCUCAAAACUCUUAUUUAGGCCUGCUUUCCUCUUUCGUUGCUGCCUUGUUUUGUUUCCCCUGAGCUAUGGUUAUGUUGCGUUCUAUCUUGGGAAACUAUAACAUUUCUUGUCGUGGCUAUCUUGUCUAUGUACUCUUGCGAAGCAUCCUCCUUUCGGCAUGCUGCACAAAUUUUUUAACGUCGAAUAGUAGCCGUGUUUGACGACCAAACACUAUAAAGGAGCUAAACUUGGUCGUGCUUGAGACAUUGGUGUUAGUGGCAAAAGAGGGGGCGUCAAUCAAGUCAUCCCAGUCGUUCUCGUUUUCAUCCAUGCCCUUCCUGAGAAUGCCCAGCUAUUGUUUUCGCGCGGGAAGUGAUAUAUUAUCAUUAACUUUAGUUUCAGUAUACCCAGAUCCCAUCGGCUGUAAAAUCGGGAAAAAAAACGUAAGGUGAAAAGGAAAACGGUGGAAGGAAAGUCUCCUGAUUUUACCUUGGUCCCCCUUUAUUUUUCACGGUGACUUACGAGACUCGCGGAAAUAUGACACUUUUAGCUCGAAGCUAGCCGUUUUAUUUGAUCUACUCGAUAAAGGGUUGACUCCAGAAAUCAGUGGAGAUAGACGCUGCUAGUCAUGGGCACCUGUCCCUAAUGAUAUGUGUUCCAUAACCGGGAAACACAUAUCCCCAGUGAUAUUUGUUCCCCUUUUUGGGGAAACACAUUUCAUUAGGGAUAUGUGUUCGGGGGGACACAUAUCACUGUAACGUCACAGUAUCAGUAGCUCCUGGCCUAGUCUUGACGCACGAGAAAACAACACCAUACAUGCACCGCGCUGUUUCUAUAAUAACAAUGUCGGAAAAUUUUUCUUAAACCACCAGUAUUAUCGAUGCAAGAAAAUGCAAUCUCAAAUAGUGUUUGUUUUCUGCAGGCUUUAAUUAAAUUUAGCGAGGAAAGUACACUGAAAGGGUUUGAUCACUUGUGUUUCCCCGAAAACGUAUCCGUAGUGACGUGUGUUCCCGUCUAGGGGAAACUCAUUUCAGUAGGGAUAUGUGUUCGGGGAAACACAUAGUCCGGGGGAACACAUAUCGCUGUAACGUCACAGUGAUAUCUGUUUCCCCGUGAUAUGUUUUUCCCCGAACUCACAUCCCUAGUGAUACGUGUUUCCCUACCCGGGAAAGACAUAUCUCUAGUGGUAUGUUUUCCUGGGUAGGGGAGAUACAUUUCAUUGGGGAUAUGUGUUCGGGGAAACACAUAUCACUGUGACGUCACAGUGAUAUGUACUUUUGUUCCCCCGUCAUAGUUACCGUUACUAUUGACACUAUUUGCAUUGCGUGCAAAUUUCCAACAUUAGGCUGAAAGCAGCCCAUUCCCGUAUACUUAAAAAAAAAAACAACUUUAUUUUCUUAACUUUUUUAGUAACGACAAGAGAAAGGAAGAAGCAGAAGAAAAACCACCCAUAGUUUCUUUUGGCCAACUGGUAAGUUAUCGAACUUUCUUUCAAGUAGAGAUUUUUAAUUUCGAUCAUUGGUUGAACGAUUCUCCGACAGAAAACUCUAUCGUGAAUUCUCGCGACUGCCCGGAAUGGAGAGCUUGCUCAUAGGCUAAAAUCUAACCAGCAAACUUGAUUAUGAACUGAUGAGGAGAGAAUUUCCGUUCGGCAAUGGCUUAAAUAACUUUUAUCGAACUGUCAUAACGAAAAAAACACCCGCUCAAAUGAUAUUCACAAGAUUCUUAAGCUCAUCAGUUUUGUCAGCAACUGUCGCUUUGUGGUGGUUUGACGGGACUUGUUUUUGAAAAGUGAAUCAUGUUUUAAAACGAUUCAGCCAUUUGUUUGAAUAAAUCCUGUCUUGUCCCAGUACCAUUUUUGCUCUUCAGUAGGGCUAGCUGCAAAUUGCGUAUUGCCUCACUUUUCCCGGCUUAGGGAUGAUAAAAAUGAGCGAAUUAGGCGAGCACGUGACGCGUGGAGGGAAGAGAGAUGAUUUUUUCGAAGGCAGAGUUCCGAUUCGACUACGAGUAGUCCCUGUUUUUGCUCAGGGAUAGAAAAAUGAGUGAAUUAGGGAGCGCGUGUGAAACUCACCAACCGCGAGGAAGGUGACACGUGGAGGAAAGAGAGAAUUUUUUGAAGGCAAGUACGGUUUCGACAACGAGUAGUCCAUCAUUUUCCUAAGAGGUGGUAAAAUGAACGAAUUAGGCGAGCACGCGUCAAAAUAGCAGCGCGCGAAGAAUAUGACUCGCGGAGGGAAGAGGGAAUUUUUCUGUGAGAGCAAAUACCGGGUUGAGGCGUCCCUCAUUUUCCUCAAGUAUAGUAGAAUGUGUGAAUUGCGCAAGCCCGCUUGAAAAUAGCCGCGCGCGAGGAAGAUGACACGCGGAGGGAAGAAAGAAAUUUUGUCUAGCCCUAUACCGGUUAAACUACGAGUAGUCCCAAAAUUUUCAUCAGUGAAGGAUAUUAGAGCGAGCGAAGCACGCGAGCGCGCGUGAAAAUUUCUGCGCGCGAGAAAGGUCAAUAUUGAGUCCAACACUGAUAAUCACGUAUUGAUUUGUCAAUGAUCGCCCUAAAAUUGUGAGGUAAUUUACAAAUUCCUUCCCACCAAUUGAUGUUUCAUUGUGUCUUAGUUUCGUUUUAGUGACAAGCUAGAUGUUGUGUUGAUAACCCUGGGCACUUUAGCGGCAAUUGCUCAUGGAGCUGCGAUUCCCGUUCAGUUCCUUAUCUUUGGUGAUCUAAUCCAGAGCUUUAUCGAGUUUGAGCAAGCAUCAACCGGCAAUGCUACACAGACUUACGAUCUGAAUGGCGAGAUGACAAAAUUUGCUCUGUAUUAUGUUUACCUGGCGGCUGGUAACUUGGUCGUCGCGUAUGGACAGAUGGCGUUUUGGUCCCUAACUGCUACGCGGCAAGUAAAGAAAAUGCGUCUUGCUCUCUUCAGUUCCAUCUUGAAACAGGACAUUGGUUGGUUUGACACAUCUGAACCGGGAGAACUCAACAAUCGAUUUACUGAGUAAGUGUGCGCGCAACUACGUGGUCAGCCUAAGUAGUAAUGAUAAUAGCAGUAAAAUAAAAUCGAUUUUUUUUCAGGGAGGCAAUAUGCCAGGUUUGAUUUAGCGCGUUAUACUACUACAUGAGAAAUUUUUGUCAUUUGAUUGGCUUAGAGCAGUUGUAUUUCUGCUUAAUUUGAAAUACCUACAUGUGAAAAUUACAAACCUUUUGCGGGUAGUGGUAUAAACAAAUAAUAGCAGAAUUAAUACGUGAUAUUUGGCAUAAAUUCCACUCGUGAUAUUUCAAAAUUGUCUCAAAUUUCACUCCCCUAACGGUUUGUGAAAUUACGUAUAACAAUUUGAAGUAUCACUCGUGGUAUUUAUGCCAAAUAUCACUACAAAUCAUGCUAUAACCUAAACUAAUACCCUUUGAGGACACUGUUUUAUAUUCCCUAAAGGCAUUCGAGACUGGACGUUAUUUCUACAUAAAUGGUCAACGAAGCGGCGCAACCAUCCAGCGUCUCGUUGCUCGGCUGUAUAGUUCAUUUUUUAAUAGGGAGUUUAAGAUACACGACGCCGACAGCCACGAAAACGUCGCUAAAAAAGUGAAUUUGCGUUCUUUCAAUCUCUAUCCCGAUUACUCUAACUCAUUUACUGGCAAGCGAACUCUUUUUGAGCCGACCUCCUAAGAACCGUAUUCAAGUUCAGAAAAAGAAAGAAAAUUUAGCCGUCGCUUGUUUACAUCCUCCCUAAAACGUGAAAUAAGGCAAUUUCCCGUCGUAGCCGUGCAGUGACGGCAAAGAAAUGUACCAAAAUGCGUGAUGCACGUGCAGAGUUGUUGUUUUGCCUAUUCAACCUAUUGCUUUUUUUGACGUUCUCGUUGUCGUCGCCGUCGUGGCAUCUUAAAGUCCCCGUUAAGCAUUCUAAUUCGCUAUGGACUUUGAAAUUACUUGCCAAUGAUAAAAACACAGCUUCGUGUCAAACAAAAUUGUCUCCCAAGCAUAUCAUAUCAAACGUUACAAACUUCAAAAAUGAAUGUUAAAAAUCUGUUAGGCGAGCACGUUUUCAAAAACAACAAUUGCGUCCGUUUUAGGCUCCUUCAAUUUUGCCCAUCCGUGCUUCCUUUUGUAUUGGCCGCGUUAUUUAUAGAGUGUUUUCACUCACGUGCCCAGCAUCUAUGCAAAUUUGUUGGAACAAAAGAAAGUGUUUGCAUAAGAAAAGGGUUCAACUGCCAGAGGACCAGUUUCGGACACCAACAUGGCAGCCGUUUCAUUGUUUUGGGACACCAAUAUGGCUGCCGUGAUGUCAUAUGAAAACACUCUAUACCUUCUUAGAAUGUUUUGAGCGGUUAUUUUAUUGUUUCACGAAGCCGGAGAAAAAAGCCGACAUUUUGCGACGCCACCACUGGGUAGUGCUUCCGAUUGGUCGUGCCGCGUGGGAAAUGUACUUCAACCAAUCAAAAGCACUACCCAAGUCUAGGAAGUGAGGCGUCAUCAGUAUGGAAAAUCUGCAAUCGUUUCUCAGACGUAAUUUCGCGGGAAACCAGUGGUGACGUGGUGAAAUGUCGACUGUUUACUCAGGUUAUGGUUCACUCAGUCUGGUGGCGGUUCCCACAGUCCCACUGUUUGCAUUUACAUUUAUUUCCUAGUACUUAUGUUAUAGAUUCACCUUUACCUUUAGUGACUGACUUUUUGUACUGUUUCUUUUAUCCAGAGACUUGAAUCAAGUGUUUGAUGGAAUUGGGCACAAGAUCGGUAUGUUCGUGCACGCCAUAUCCAUAGUGUUAGCGGGCUUCGUCUUGGCGUUCGUGUAUGGAUGGAAGCUCACGUUGGUUCUGAUUUCUGUUACUCCAUUGCUGGUUGUUGCAGGUGGAAUUUUGGGAAAGGUAACUUCUUUUCUUUUGUGUAACUAAAUAAGGCACAAUCUAACUGGCACCAUUACAUUAAUUAAAAUGUGUAGUUGAAUUGCGUGUAUUUUAUUUCUCAACGAAGACGUGCCGGUGAAGAAAGCUAAAAUUACUGCAGAAGGCGAUUUUUCACAGCCCUCAUCAAAGCACCAUUCAUACGCGGCAGUGUGUUCUUAUAUGUUUCAACAAUCAUUAACUUAAUGUGGGGAGAAAGGCGAAAAAAAGCAGGCGAAAGGGUGUAAUUGCAGAAAAUGCAGUUUCACGCAAAAUCGACACUUAAUUAACCACUUUAUUCCUGAAACGAUCAAGUUUACUUACAGAGUUAUACUGUUGAGAAGAUUAAAAUAUCUAUAGGAUACUUGAUUAACGAAAAGUUACCAUUCUGACCUUUUCCUGCUGCUCAAAAAACGAGCGCGAAGUGUUGGGUCGUAACAACAUUCAGCCGCCAUCUCGUCUUCGAUCUACUGUUUUACGAAAGGAAAGACUUUCCUCUCAUGGGCGACAGCGACGCUUACGUCCGCAGAAAUGAACAAGAUGGGUUUCUUAUAGCAGGCGUCCCUAACUCUCUCUCCCCAAUCCCCUCCCUCGCUCCCUUGUUCCCAAUCCCCUACAAUUGUGUUGCUGAACGUAAUACUAACUGGAACUGCAAGUUUUCGUAAUUCCUUGUUGAUUAUUUUGAAUGUUUCAGGUGAUGGCAGCGUUUACAACUAAAGGGCUAGAUGCUUAUGCCAAAGCUGGGAGCGUAGCAGUAGAAGUAUUAUCAUCCAUAAGAACUGUUGCUGCCUUUGGAGGCGAAAAUAAAGAAAUUAAAAGGUGAACAGACAAGCAAAACUCUCACUCUUUGAAGGGUGUUCAUCGAUGACUGUAGCGUUGACGAUUGACCACCCUUUUGAAGUUACAAAUGCCAAAUUAUUCUGAUAUUUUAACAACUAGAGUAUGUUUCAAAUAAUAUUGUAUUAUAACAUUAGUUUUCGGGAAUCUUUUACAUCACGAAACGUAAUUUUUCAACCGAGUUAACCAUUAAGCACACUAACCAUCAUUUUCUUUGUAGUAAAUAUUUUUUAAUUUUUUUUUUCUUUCACCAAGGAGUUUCAUUUUCCUCCUUAUCUUUGCCCCUAUGUGACGCAAUUAGUCUCACUUGGGACACCUCUUAAAAGUUUCCAUCGACUUGCUUGUGUGACCAUAAUUGAUAAUAGCGUUUAACUUGAUUUCAGACCUUCGUGUAAAGCUCAGUUGAUAGCUGUCAAAACAGGGAAUACGCUAACCAGUAUCACAUUACUGCAUCCGCGGGCUCAGAUGGCAACUUCUCUAGGUCACUUGUUUUUGAAGUUUUCCGCGGACCAGUUAUUAGCUGUAAAUUUAUCACAGGCUCACUCCAAAUCUAUUUUUUUGGAGAGAAGGCCCUUUUUUUAUUCGUCCAAGUGAUUGCCGUUGCAGUGCAUUGACGUAAGCUCCGCUUUUAGCUCUGGUUACAUCUAUCUAUUAAAUUAUUAUAAAAAAAGGGAUUAAGAGCUCCCUUGUUUUUUUCUGGGUUCGGCACGUUUGCAAUUUUAUGCUAUACGUUUUCAAAUUUCAGGUAUUCGUCAUGUCUGGGAGAAGCACGAGACUUCGGUGUGAAGAUGGGUGUUUUGAUGGGUCUGGGAAUCGGCUUUCUUCAAAUUAUCAUUUACGGUAGCUACGCCCUGGCCUUCUGGUAAGUAUGUUAAAUUUUUGUUAUCUCUUUUAUCCCUUUCGAAAUUUAAUUAGGUCAGAUGUUAGGAAAGUUCUUGCUACUUCUCCUGGAAGUAGGGAGCUCUCAACCCACCUUGUGUUUCGAACAAAGAUGAGGGGAGGGUUAAGCUCCGUCGGGUACCUCUCUCCAGCUCCCGACCUAUCACUUAAACUCAUGAAAUACAAUGGUUAAACCUCCAUUAAGCGGCCACCAUAGGGGUACCGGUAAGAGCCCGUUUAAUGGAGGUUGGCCGCUCAAUAGAGGUUUGUCAUGAAUUAGCAUAAACUUAAGCAGAAAAAUCACUCGUAAUUCUUUUUCCUCUCUAUCUACAGGUACGGGGCAAAGUUGAUAAUAAAUCAGGAAAUGAACGGUGGAGACGUGCUCAUUGUAAGAGAAAUGAUGUGUUUAAUUAGAGAAAAAUUAGUUUAAUUAUUUAACGAGAUAGUUACCGUAGUUUCUGCUGUUGAUUCUGUGGACGAAAUCCUAUGACGCGACCCUUAAAAUUAAAACACUACAGCAAUGCUUCGACAUGGUGUUAUUUAAUUUGUUUUUUUAAUGCGCAUGUAGUUCUAACUUUUGUGUCUGUGGACAAAAUCGUAUAGUGCGCACAUUCAAAUGAAACCUCUGUCGCAGCUCUUUGUUUUCUGUAUGUUACGAAAUCAGAGUUUUUCUUUUCUUAUAAAAGUUAUAUACAUUUAGAGCAAUCUUAACUUGGGACUGAACAGGACGUGUCUCUACUGAUGUAUCGUGAUUAAUCAAGUGCUUGCUCAAGGCUUCGUUUUGCAAAUGCCAUGCUUGAAAAACAAAAAUUUUUACAUGUGCGUGUAAUAAUCUGUUUUCUGUUUUUUGUCUUUAGGUAUUUUUCUCCGUGGUGAUUGGUGCCAUGCAACUAGGUCAAGCAGGCCCUAACUUCCAAGCCAUAGUAACAGCACGAGGAGCAGCAUACAAAGUAUUUCUCAUAAUUGACAGGGUAAAAAGAUGUAUAUAUUGUUUAAAGGCAGUUUAGGACUAUUAUUCCACCCUUGCUUAGUGUUUGAAAUCCUCCGGUCAUAUUCUUGCUCUCCAGCUCUACUACCAAACAGAGCCUCCGCUGGAUCAUUAUUUUCUUUAAUUUUCCUUAUCUCAUUAGCUGGCGUUAGCUUGCAAUGAAGAAUUUACCGGGGGAAAUAUAUUAAUCAACGAGCUCUAUUAAUAAGUUGUUGCACUAACAGCCAGGUGCAACGACAGACGAUCACAGAAGAGACGGCAAUCAGGUCUACAAGUCAUAAAUGUUCAGAAGAAAAUAUGUUUACGUGGACAAAUACAUUGUAAAUUUAAAAAAAAAUACCCUAAAAAUGGGGCGCUUUGGGUGAGUUAAAUACAGUUCUUUUUUUGUGGUCUAAUUUGGCUCUCUUAUCCGGGUAAAUACAUUUCAGUCCAAUUACCUUGGGCUGAUUAGGACCCACGGACUGAAAUUAGUUCCAGAAUGGGCUGGAAUAGGCAUUCCGGCCCUGCUUGCCGUAGAGUCUCCAGUGGCUCAUUGGUUAGAGCAUCCGAACUUGAAGUCGUUGGAGGGUUGUCAGUUCGAUUCUCACUUGGAGCUCGUAAUUUUUCGCUGAGCUUUCUGGUAUCAGGAUUCUCCUUCUACCAAAUUAUAUUGUACAGUCUUGGUCUUUUACGCUGUUGGACGGCCGAUUUCUAGCAAGUCCCCGAUACAGUCCUCUAUGACCGGUGUAGUUAUAAUAAAAUUCCGAUCCUGCUCGCUAUAGUCUCUAGUGGCUCAGUGGUUAGAGCGUCCGAACUAGAACUCGGAGGGUCGUGAGUUCGAUUCUCAGCUGGAGGUCGGAAUUUUUUUCUGAGCUUUCUGGUACUAGGAUUCUCCUUCUUCCAAAUGAUAGUGUACAGUCUUGGUCUUGUACGCUGGUGGACAGCCGAUAUUUCGAGCAAGUCCUCGAUACAGUCCUCUAUGACCUGGUGUAGUUAUAAUUAAAUUCCGACCCUGCUCGCCAUAGCCUCUGGGGGCUCAGUGGUUAGAGCAGCCGAACUAGAACUCGGAAGUUCGUGAGUUCGAUUCUCACCUUUCUGCUAUCAGGAUUCUCCUUCUUCCAAAUUGGAUGUGGCUGUUUCGAAUUGUGCUCAAUUGGCUCCAGAAAAGGCUGAAUCCGUCAGAUUUGGGCCUGCAACUAAAAAAGCGUUUUCAGUGACGUGGUCAACAGCUUUGCAAAUUUAUCGUCACAAAAGGAAGUUUUUAUAUCAAAAGAAGGUUCAACUCCCACAGACUAAUUUAGAACACCAACAUGGCCGCCGUUUUAUUGUCUUGGGACACCAAUAUGUCGGACGUGACGUCAUGUAUAAGCGGUCUAUUGGCACAUAACCCUUUAAGCCCCAAUAUCCAAACACAAAUUCUCCAGACUGAUCUCCAUGCAUUUCCGUAAAGAAUUGGUUGAGAGAAUUUGUUUGCUGAUCAAAGCUUUUCCCAUCGGUGAUCAUUUCAGUAAUUCCCACAACAUUUUCUCUCGAUGAUGUAUAGAUGGCGUUAAGAGAAAAUUGACUUUGGUUGCUCCUUAGACGUAAAGGGUUAAGGGCUGAAACAGAUCUUUUUAAUUUUCAGUGUGGUUAUACAUGUGGAACUUGCUGACGCUCUUUUUUUGUUUUCUUUCACUCGCUAGGUUCCCCCAUUCGACUCCAGUUCCACUGAGGGAACAGUCAUCGAACAUGAAUCUUUUAAAGGAGAUAUAACUUUUAACAACAUCGAAUUUUCUUAUCCUUCGAGGCCAGACGUGAAGGUAUUUAAUAUGAAAUGGAGAAAGAUAGCUUACCAGUGUCUAUGAAUUUUUCAUUUAUCUUUCUUUCUCAGGUUAAUCAGCAGAUAUUAUUAAGAACUAAGGUGAAAUACGCGUAUAUGACCUUCAGGGCAUGUCCCCACUGGUCCAUUUAAAGUGAUUCCCUUGUUUUGCACUGCGUAUCGCCUACUGCGCAUAACACUGCGACGUCAAAGUUAGCGUCUUGUUAUUUAAGACUAUAUGGAUGGUUAGGGGGGACCUAUAUUGAAGCUGUGAAAAAUUGUUAAUGACUUCCGCACAGAAUUGACCUAAACCAGCAAUAUGCUCUUCACGCAUAGUCCCUUUAAGUUGUAAUCGCACCCGUGAACUAUAUAUUAGAACAGCUUCGCGAGAGUGGAUGAGUUCAUAAACGGAACAAUAUCACGCUCUCGUGGAGACAAACACGAAGACGAGUUUUGGUGCAGCAUUUGCAAACUUGUUCGGAUUUGUGUGGCGUAGCCUUAGUGACUUUUUCUCGUGCUUUGUUCCUUUAAGAUUUUGAAUGGUUUGAACCUGACUGUAGACAGCGGACAGACUGUUGCCUUAGUGGGUGAAAGUGGCUGCGGAAAGAGCACAGUGGUCAAGCUCGUGCAGAGGUUUUACGAUCCCAGUAGCGGUGAGGUAAGACGCUCCCCGCCCCCUUCCACCUUCUAACUCUUCAAAGUUUAGCUCUUAUCUGUGUUAUUAAAGGCUGGUAAAAUCAUAAAUAACUUCGUCUAGACUAUCCCCUGGUCGUAUUCUCAUGGCUUGAAGCUUUUCGUCAUUUGAUUUUCGGCAGUUGAGUGCCUUUAUAGCUUAUUCUUUGACCACAAUGGGAGUCUUCUUUUUCUCCGUAAGGAGAGGAUGUGACUGAAUGCUAACCCCCCCCCCCCCCCCCNAAAAAAAAAAAGAAACAAGGGCAAUGCCCGCAUCACCCUUAAUGAACAAGAGAAAGAUAAAGUCAGUCGUCAGUUAAUAUCAUUAUGAUUUGUGGCUCUGUGGUUUAAGACAACAAGGUCAUAAUAAACAUCUGCUUUAAACUUACUCGUGCGUUCUUCUGUAUAUACGUUUAAUUUGCUGCUCCUAUAUGCGAAGGUAUCUGUUGAUGGUCAUGACAUUCCCAGUCUGAACUUAAAGUGGUUGCGUGAGCACAUUGGGGUUGUAAGUCAAGAACCUGUUCUUUUCGACACAACAAUAGCAGAGAAUAUCAGGUACGGCAAGGAGGAUGUGACACAGGAAGAAAUAGAAAAAGCAACAAAGAUGGCGAAUGCCCAUGACUUUAUCAGGAGUCUUCCCAAGGUUAGUCGAUCUAGUUUGGGUACAUGUAAGAAACACUUAGCGCCUCUAUGAGGUACGUAAGUAGCCAACGGCUACCUGAUCUAGGUCCAGAGUCUAGAGUCUAGGUCUAGAGGUCUGGAGUACGUGCAAAAUGUAUGACCGUUUGGCUGUCUGCCUCGCUAGGAUACCUAGGACAAAAUGAAAAUUUCGCCCAACAAAAAUCUUGUGGUUUUCAUGUGACUUAUCGUGUAACGCGUAAUAAUGAUCACGUUUGAAAACUAAGGAAGGGAAAAUUGGUGACGAAUUUACCAUUCUCGUAAGCGAUCACUUUGAAAAUGACCGUGUUGUUUCCCAGUCAAAUACUGUUUUAGAAACUCUUUCGUAAGUGACCACUACUUAUCUGAAGUGUAACCUUCCAUUGACCUAAAGUACAUUUAGUUAUGCGAUUAUCAAGAUUCUGAUUAUUACUGUUGUUGUUGUUAUUUCUAUCAGGGCUAUGAUACUCUUGUUGGUGAAGGUGGUACUCAGUUAAGUGGAGGGCAGAAGCAGCGUAUCGCUAUUGCACGAGCCCUCGUAAAAGAUCCCAGGAUAUUGUUGUUGGAUGAAGCAACCUCGGCCUUGGACAGUGAAAGUGAAUCCAUUGUACAAGCUGCACUGGAUCGAGUAAGAAAUUUGCAUUCAGAUUCUUAACGUAUUACAAACAUUUUUGAGGUAUACUUAGUAAAUUUGAGUUUCCCAAUGAAAGUGUGUCCAGCGGAAAUCUUACUAAUAGUUAGAACACCAGUAAAACGGAACAGUUGUAAAAUGCCUUUAUUGGCUGAGGAUGCGUAAAAAAGAGAUUAGAAUUGGUUUAGUACAUAAACCCGAUUGCAGAACGUUUUUAAAUUUUAUUUGAAAUUGUGAUGUGUUUACACCGUGUUAAAGUCAAGUGCAACCUACAGAUAACUGGAGAUGAAAGCUGGUAUUUCGGAUUUUAGUCUCAAAACGCCAGGGUCGUACAACCAGCAAAGUUGAAACUAUGAAUACGGUCAACAAGUUGUUUUUUUGGUCAUCUUGGCGGACGCGCUAGGUUUGUGCUUACGGCUGUGAUUGAUUUGGAAAAGGUUAAUAAUCCCGAGAAUGCUAAUAAUAAUAAAUUAUUAUUACCAAUGUUAUCUCUUACAGGCACGUCAAGGUCGUACAACUAUUGUGAUUGCCCAUCGCCUCUCGACAGUCCAGAAUGCUGACUUAAUUGCAGUUAUUCAGGAAGGCAUGAUCGUCGAGAAAGGUAGUCAUGAUGAACUCAUGAAUAUUGAUGGACUAUAUCGACAGCUUGUUAUGCUUCAGGUAUGUAUGCCUUCAUUUAACUUAUAAAUGAUUUAAUUCAGGUUUCAUUUCAGAUGCCAAAAUCCAAAUCUGCAGAGCGAGUGAUGCAAUGGAACUCUAACGCGCCUGUACCGUACCGCUGAGUGAUAUCAGACUCUUAAGUGGAAAUUGUCGCUCACCCUUUCGACUAACUGAGUGUCGAACGCUGUGGGUGUUUAAAAUUUACAAUGUUUUCAGAACUAACUGAAGAAACGCUAAAACGCAUCGAGAGGCCUAAAUAUACGCUACUACGGCGUCUUGAUUUAGUUUUCUACUAUGAACAAUAAACAGAAAACGUAUUGAGACCUUUAAUAUCAAAAUGCUUCCAAACGAUGAUGAUGCGUUCCUUCCAUCUAUGUCUUCCACCGUUGGUAAUUUUUAAAACCAGAAUAUUCAACAUAGAUCAGGUAAGGUCGUUGGUUUGUCCAAAACCCAAACAAAUGGUCCUCGUAUUUUAAUGGAAGACUAUUCAGAACCACAGAGAAAAGCGAAAGGUGGAAAAUACGGAAACUUAUUGCACGGAGGCUGUCAUUAUAGUUCCUAAACGGCCACUUGAAUUACGGGCAGUUUCAGUAAAGUAUAAUUAUAUUCUUUCUUGCUACUGCUCAGCAACAGCUGAUAGUUGUUGCUUUCGUUAGUGUGACCAUGUCUUCCGUAAACUUUGAACCCGACCAUUUUAACGGCAUAACAUAUUCGCUGAGCCUCUGGAGUAUUUUUUUUUUGUAGAUUUUCAAGCAGGAGGAAGAAGGUAAAGAUAAGGACAAUGACGAUGAAAUUAAUGAACAGACGAAUUGUAGUGAAGGAAAGGGAGUGAGAACUUCAGGUUCGUUCAUCCGUAAUAUUUGACACUCGUCCCAUUAUCUACUGUCAAUAGUGGGUUUCUACCCAUAAGAGCUCAAAGCGUGACUGCGCAAGGGAAUAAUAAAGUGAUCGUUUUUGAUAAUAAGAUAUUAAUUUUAAUCUUCUUAUGGAUACGUUGGAAGAUAUAUUUUUCGACUCGGUAUCAGGUAGUGAGUACAAUUUUUACUCGAACACCUAAUUAAAUGACCACGGCCAAAACUUCUCAAGAAUAGAUAUGAAGCAAGGUGGUUACCAGUGCUUUGAUCAAGCAAGCUUGAUUUUUUACUUUUUUUUUUUCAUUUGCUUGCAGUGUCGUCAGCACCAGCCAACUACUUUCGUAGUGUUUCACGCAUGUCAAGCGAUAGUGAACGCGAAGGUCCUGUCCCAGGAAAGUUGAGAGCAGGUUCAAUGCUGGAUAAGGUAGAGGUAAACACUGCAUUAUGAAGGAUGCGUCAUGGUUGAAUAUGGCUGUUAAAAUUUUGAACCCAGGACCUGACUAUGAAAGAGUGACUGGACAACCGACAAUUUGACUAAAAAUAAACGACUGUUUGACUGUGCCAAUAGACGGAUCGAUCGAAACGCACCAGUGACAUAACUAGUCUCCAUAGCCAAUAACUGACAGACGACAAAUGACAUCAAGACUUUAUUGACCAAUCAGGUCAAUUUUUUUUAAUACCAUUAGCUGACGUGAUACAAUUCACUUUGACUCUGAAGAAGACCACCGCACAAGUUGCCGGACCGUCUGUCACUGGCAACAACAGGUCUAUUCAGGACUACGUUAACCCGGAUGAUCAUGCUCAACCUACGCAUGAUUAAGUAUGGAUGUAUGAAUCAAAUGGUGACGAGUGAAAUAAGGGAAUAAUUUCACACGCACUUUGUCCAAAUUCCAAUAAUUUCCCGAAUCUUCAGGCGCGAAGCGUUUUGCCAGCUCUCUUCUUCUUUUUUUUUUUACCUCUCGCCAAACAAACCGCUACCUACUGACGCCCGCUAAUUGUGCUUUCUGAGAAUUGCCUUGACCUUCGCAUGGCCUGGAAAGACACUCUCUCCUGUCUUUAGCGGCUAACUUAUAAAGCACUCCAUGCUAAAUAUCUUGACAUACAGAUAGAAGGGAUUUUAUAACUUAAAUAAUUAUUAUUUGGUGUCUUUGCCUUAGGAUAAGAAAGACAAAGGUGACGAAGAAAAGAUUUUAGAAGAAGAAGUGGAACCUGCUCCAUUUAUGCGCAUCUUGAAGUUGAACACUCCGGAAUGGCCUUACAUUUUCUUUGGAAGUUUUGCCGCCAUAAUCAAUGGCCUUUUACCACUUGCAUUUGCAUUACUCUUAUCCGAACUCCUC
Molecule: messenger RNA, 16810 nt
Organism: Porites evermanni
Lineage: Eukaryota; Metazoa; Cnidaria; Anthozoa; Scleractinia; Poritidae
Source: the annotation of a GenBank genome assembly